AUGAUCGGGACUUCUGUGUCAGGGCUCGGGGCACGGGGCAGCGAAGAGCAGCAGCCGACGACCGAAUUGCUGCCCCUUCUGUGUCCGGAGGCAGCAGACAAGCACCGUUCGCUGACCGAUCGACUGCGUGAAGCACCGGAGGAUGAGCGCGCCUGGCUGGACUUGGCGACCUUCCAGGACGAGUACGUGGCGGCCAUGGAGGAGGCCUCUGGGGUGUGCCGCACGCUUGGCCGAGCAAAGGCAAUUCGUGAGAAGAAGCUGCAGGUUCUGGAGCAGGGCCUUCUCAAGACUAAGGGCUCAGUACCUCUACACUUACAGAAGAUACAGGUGCUGUUGGAAUGCGGAGAGGAGGCUCGUGCAGUGAAAGCCUGGGAGGAGCUGCUCCGAGUACACCCGGGAAACUCUCGGCUCUGGCUGGAGCACGCCCGCUUUCUUCAGUCCGAGACCACGCUGUCGGGCUUCGAGGUGGCGGCAGCCACCAGAGGCUACAUGCGGGCUCUGGCUUGCUUCCGCGACAUGCUCGAGGGGCGCAGGGCCACACGGAGGGAGCCCCUCGAGGUGGAGGAGAACAUUGUGGAGGUGUCGCGCCAGUAUGGAGUGUUUCUCUGCCAGGCUGGCCUGUGGGAGCGGGCAGUGGCCACGUUCCAGGCACUGGCCGAGCUGAGCCUGCGCUGUCCACCACAGCUGAGCGAGGCCCCCCUCAACGAGGCCCUGGCCCUUCUCGAGCCCUUCUGGGACAGCGGCGCCCCACGGUUUGGUGACCGGGGCGCCCUCGGCUGGGCCCACCUCAUGCAGCUGGGUGGCCAGGCGGCCCUGGAGGCAGCCACAGCACAGCAGGGAACGCAAGGUGAGGAAUGCCAGCAGCUAGAAGACGAGAUUGUAAGCCGGCAGCCAAGCUUGGCCGAUGCAUGGCUACGGCUGGAGAGCCUGCGUGACCUGCACCAGUGGCAGCCAUACCGUCCCGACCUCUCCUCGGAGGAGGUGACCUCGGAGGAUCCAGAGCGCAUGGUGCUCUUUGAGGACGUGGGGCCCGCUCUGUUCCGGCUGCGGCAGCCAGCCGCCAAGCUGCACCUGUUUCAGGCCUGGUUUUCGCUCCUGCUGGGCAUGGAUCCACAUAAGAGCCAGACUGGCUUCAGCCUGGCCGAAGCAGACUGUUUUGAGCGGCUGCCUGGCGUUACCCUAAGGAUGGCAACACACUUCAGUGAUGCACUGAGCUUCCCGUCAGGCUGGGAAGUACGUCAAGGCAUAGCUGACUUUGUCCACGAAGUUCUUAGCCAAGCCAAGCCACACUUUGUGGAGCCCACCCUCGGCGACGAGCUAGCACGAUUGGCACUGCGGUUGGCACGGUUGACCACUACCUGGGAUGCUCGCAAGCGCAAGAAGUGUGCCAAAGCCUGGCUGGCUGACCCGGGCCGCGAACGGAAUCUCGACUUGUGGACUGAGUAUGGCCUCUUGCUGGUCGACCUGGGCCAGCCACAGGAGACACUGGCUGUCUACGAGAAGGCACUGGACAUGGUGUCACAGCCCGGGGCAUUGGCUGGUUGCCGCGGUGAUGUGUGGCUCCUGCUGGCCACAUACUUGAACCUACGCCUGGGAGUCCUCUGGCACGAAGAAGAGGCACCGAUCGUCGAUCAGAAGUCGUUUGGGCGUGACCAAGCGCUGUUGGCACUCUCGUGGUUCGACUCCGGUCGCAAGUUUCGGGAGGUGCUUUCUAGUCGGCUGCAGCCAUCGGCACUUCUCAGGGCAGGUGCUGCCAUUGAUAACCGCUGUAAAGACCCUGCUGGCCGGACUGCCGGUGCCGUAGAUGUGGCCCUGUGGAUGAAGUUUUUUUCCUCGGGAAUCGGCGCUGUGUCUGCACUCGUAAGCGAAUGGCUUGAUGCUUGCACGAAGGAUGAGGAGGCGAGGUCCACACAGAUGGCUGUGCACACUGCGUUUGUACGCAUCUGCACCUAUGAAGUUCGCUACAGCAAUGCACGGAGGGCUGCUCUGUCCACAGCCCUGUUGCGGGCACUUGAAGAUAUUCCCAAUGCCGUCACGUUUAUGUGGCAGUGGGUGUUGUUGUCCACUGGAUCCCUGGGAGCUUUGCGUGUCCGCAGGUACUUGGACAGCCUGGUGCAGAAGGAUCGGUCGCCCCUGGCUUGGCUUGUGGCGCUCUGCUUCGAGCUGCAGAGGGCACAUGUGCUGGCCAAGUACCGCACACCCGAUGCGAGCUUCACCUUGCCCAGUUGCCGCAACCAUGUGCGGCGAGUUCUGGAGCGGGCGAUCGAACUGGUUGCCCACAGGCGCUGCCCUCUUCUCUGGAGGCUCUACAUUGAGCUAGAGCUGAGGCUUGGAACGAGGGAGUCGGCAAAGGCAAUCUUUUACAGAGCCCUUCAGUGCUGUCCAUGGGCCAAGGUCCUGUACGUGGACGGUGUGCGCCACUUCCCCGAGUGCCUGCAGGAGGUGGUCGACAUGAUGGUGGAGAAAGGAAUCCGGCUUCGUGCACCCCUCGAAGAGCUGCAGCUGCUCCUCGAACAUGCCGGUCAGCAGCCGGCAGAGGAGGAAGAGCAGCAGCCGGCAGUCUAACCCGUCAACAACUUCGUUGCCUCCGUUCUUUUUUUUUAAAUAUACUGUACAAAGUAAAGUGCGUUUUUUUUACACUGCACCAAGCCCUAGUCA
Dermacentor silvarum is the source of this 2658-nucleotide messenger RNA. Its product is annotated as nuclear exosome regulator NRDE2. The record is from RefSeq and is a predicted model, not a curated record. Gene Ontology annotation, cellular component: catalytic step 2 spliceosome. Gene Ontology annotation, molecular function: protein binding. NCBI's taxonomy places the organism in Eukaryota, Metazoa, Arthropoda, Arachnida, Ixodida, Ixodidae. The coding region runs from base 1 to 2565 and encodes 854 amino acids. The transcript has 14 exons. Gene Ontology annotation, biological process: negative regulation of RNA catabolic process; regulatory ncRNA-mediated post-transcriptional gene silencing; RNA processing.